Cuscuta campestris is the source of this 3561-nucleotide messenger RNA. Lineage: Eukaryota; Viridiplantae; Streptophyta; Magnoliopsida; Solanales; Convolvulaceae. The record is from the annotation of a GenBank genome assembly.
GACGUGCAAUUAGGUUCUUCGAUGAACAGUGAUCCGCGACUCCCUUCAAUCGGAAAUUCCCCUUGAUUUUGUUAAUUUUUCUGGGCGAUUCAUAAUGCCUUUGAUUCGUGUUCAACAAGAGAAUAAGAUUCAAAGCUCAAUUUGGUGAUUCGUGGCAGGAAUUUGGCAGAAACUAAGGUCAACAUUAGCGCAACUAUUGUUCAUCCACGAUGUUGCAGGUCUGAUUUUUUCGUUCUUACUGCUGAUUUCAACCCAAAGAUUGAGGUAUUUGGAGCGGAUAACAUUGCCUAACCACAAUCUGGAGUUUAUUGAUUCGUCCAAACAUGAAUUGUGAGCUUUGGGUGUAAUUGGAGUCUCUUAGCACUGUUAACAGCGCGAGACAUACACUGGAGGUUCUCCAUUUCAAUUCCUCUUUCUGGUUCCGUUUUUGGGCAACCCCAAAGGAUUUAUGGCAUAGGCAGUGGUAAACACCUGUCUGCAUGUUUACUCUCCUCUAUUGAAAUUGUGCAGGCCCCAGCUUCUUCCUCAAUUGAUGGUGUGGCCAAAAAGAAGCCCAAACAGAUGCACACGAUAGCCCUAGGGCUCAUUGGAGGGUACAAAACUCCUUGGGGAAGGCCAUCAAUUACACGAGAAGACGAAUGGCACUUCACACUUUAAAGAAGCAGCACCAGAUUCAGGUUGAUAAAGUAGAAAAUUACAAGCAACCUUUUGGGAGUGAACCAGGAAGGUUGGGGAAGUGGUGAAGAUGGAUGAGGGGAUUGAGGGGUUGGAGGUAUAGCCAUUUUUUAUCAAUACAGCCCUCAACAAAGCUAAUUAAGCUUCUGGUUGAACUUUAGAAACGGGUUUUGGCAUGUGACUCAUCAACAAGCUUUGCUUCAUUUAUGGUUUUCAAGACUUUACAAGAGAAGAUGGAGACUACCCAGAAGAAGAAGAUUUUUUCAGGAAUAAAAAACUUUCUCUUAAGGAAGCUUACUAGGCCAUCUAAGCGCAAGGAGAGAUUCCCAUUUACUGUCAAAGCUAGAUAUAAGAGGGAUACCACGCCUGAGGAGAUAGGAAAGAGCCUGGAAAAAGGUGGAUUCAAGGGUGGAUUUCGAAUCUCAAGAGUCACUAGAUAUCAGGUCCUUGGGAAACCAAUCAAGCUCGAUGAAACCACAGCGAGGGGAGGCUAUUAUCAAACAGCCAGAGUUCUUGUGGAAAUGGACGUUUCCAAACCUAAACUCUCUUCCAUCAAGGUUACUUCUAACUACUGGGUUAGAAACAUCACUGUGGUUUACGAUCAACCUCUUUAUUGCAAAUCCUGUAAACGUUGGGGACAUUGUUGCACCAACCCGUCAACCGCCGGAAGAGUCUUGACCGGUGGUGAACUUCAGACGGGAGACAAGACCACUAAUCGUGGGUCCUUUGAGUGGACUAGGGUGGAGCGUAAUGGGAAAAAACUGAUGCACGUAAAUACAAGGAAGAGGGAGCCAACCCGCUUGCAAACAUCCAAUAAAUUCCAGGCACUUGUAGACGAGAAUUCUGCUGACACUAUGGUUGGAGAUGGCCCAAGCUCCAUUUUCCAACCUUCAGUUAUCCCUAAGGCUGUUACUUCUUUGGAGGCGGGCCCAAGCACAGGUAAAGUAGGAAUUAUUAAUGACAAAAUACCACUACAAACCCUUGGCUCGAUCUCUCCAGGGAACCCCACUUCCCUCCUCGUGAAGCAAACAGCACUGAAACAUACAUCCACUCUGGACUCUCUUGGUCUCCUUUCCACAUAUGCUGAUCCUGAAACCCCUUGCACCCCUGUGUGCAUACACUCCGAUGGUGAAGAAAUGAAUUCCUUCAAACUCAAAUUGGGUAUAACCCAUGCUGCCUCCUUCCUUCAUAACCAACUCUGGAUUUUCUGGAUGGAACCCACCCUCACUCUCCUGCAAACUGUAGAACUGGAACAGGUUGUUCACUGCCAUUUCAACUCUCCCACUUCUCCUGGUCCUAUCUGGAUCUCCUCCAUUUACGGAAAACAUAGUAGGUCCUCCAGAAAGACUUUUUGGGAAUCUAUCUCGAAAUGUAACCCUAGAACACAACCGUGGAUAUUGGGUGGGGACUUUAAUUGCAUCCACAAUAUUGAUGAACACAAAGGGAACACCGAACCUUGCCACAACCCUAUAGAAGAUUUCAGGAAUUGCAUGGAAGCCAACAAUCUCCUUUAUCUCCCCCCUUCUGGAGGACAUUUCUCAUGGAGUGGUUCUCGGAGUAGUGGAAAGGUCUGGAGAAGGCUGGACCAUAUCUAUUGUACUCAACCCGUGCUUGAUCAGUUUCCCACUCUCUCAUUAGAAAUGCUUAGCAAAGGUAGCUCGGACCACAGACCCUUACUGCUGAAGUACUCCCUUAGCUCCUUUUCUGGACACAAACCUUUCAAGUUCCUUAACAUGUGGACUUCUCAUCACUCUCUAGAGGCUACAAUCAGGAGUUUCUGGGAAAGAAACAAAACCUUUAAUGGAAUGCAAGGUUUAGCAAAUAAAUUGAAGGCUUUGAAGCCAAUCCUUAUCAAAUGGAAUGGAGAGGUUUUUGGGAAUAUUUUCCAAAAACUUAAGGAUGCCGAAGCCUCUGCCCAAACAACACAAACCUUUUAUGAAGCCAACCCUUCUCCUGACUCCCUAGUGGCAGCUAACAAGGCUAAUGCUGAGUUAGUUUUAAUUACUAAAAGGGAAGCAGAAUUCUGGCAGCAAAAGGCAGGUAUCAAAUGGAUUAAGGAAGGUGAUACUAACUCCAAGUUCUUCCACAACUUGGUUAAAGGGAAAAGGUUAAGGCUUCAUAUCUCCUCUAUCAAAAAUGACGAGGGGAAGAUCUUGGAGGAUAAAACUGAAGUAGCUACAUUUACAGUUAACUUCUUCACCAAGUUGUACAAAGCAGAUUCUGUCUCUGGUGAUCCGCACAUUUUUAGCUUUAUCCCAAAACUUAUCAAUGAUGAGGACAAUAAGCUUAUCUGUACCCUACCUCUAGGGGAGGAAGUCAAGAAGGCAGUUUGGGACUUAAAUGAAAGCAGUGCUUUAGGGCCAGACGGUUAUAAUGGAGUUUUUUUAAAAACUUUUUGGCAUAUCAUCCAACAAGAAGUGAUUCGGGCUAGCCAGGAAUUUUUCUUGGGGCUUCCCGUCCCGAAAUCCUAUGGAGCCACGUUACUUACCUUGAUUCCCAAGGAGGACAACCCAAAAAGUCUGGGGGACUAUAGACCUAUCUCCCUAUCUAACUUCAUCUCCAAAAUUAACACUAAGAUAUUAUCCAACAGAUUGAGAAACCUUCUGCCGAAAGUGAUCAGUCCUGAACAAAGUGGCUUCCAGGCAGGUAAGGGAAUUGAUGAGAACAGGGGGAGUGCCAAUGUUGCAAUAAAGGCUGACCUUUCCAAGGCUUUUGAUAGACUCUCCUAGAAAUACCUUGAACAGAUUCUCAUCUCCUUUGGAUUCAGCCCUACUGCUUGUCACCUCCUCAUGGCAACUCUCAAGGCCACACACUUCUCUAUUCUCAUUAAUGGUGUCCCCUAGGGCUUCUUCAAAAUGGAGAGGGGAAUCAAAUAGGGGGACCCGC